CAGACACUCUUGAAAAAUAUAUUAUCAACUUGAUCUUCUUCAGCUCUAUAAAUAUGUUGUAGAUUUGUGUGUCAUUCAAAGCAGAAAACACCCACAAAAUGAAGACUGCAUUCUUCCUAGCACUUUCUUUCCUUCUCUUUACCAAUGCUGCACCUGAUCCAGUGCUCGACAUCCACGGCAAAAAGCUCCGCACCGGCACUAACUACUACAUCCUGCCAGUUUUCCGUGGUCGAGGGGGCGGCCUAACUCUGGCCAGCACUGGCAAUGAAACCUGCCCGCUUGAUGUUGUCCAAGAGCAGCUCGAAGUGUCAAACGGCCUUCCCGUUACAUUUUCACCUGUUAACAUUAAGAAAGGUGUUAUUCGUGUUUCCACCGAUCAAAACAUCAAGUUUUCUGCUUCUACAAUUUGUGUCCAGUCCACGGUCUGGAAGCUUGCCAAUUUUGAUGAUUCAACACAGCAAUGGUUCGUGACAAGCGGUGGGGUUGAAGGUAAUCCAGGUCGUGAAACUCUUGACAAUUGGUUUAAGAUUGAAAAGCACGAAGAUGAUUACAAGCUUGUUUUCUGCCCAACCGUGUGUGAUUUCUGCAAAGUUAUAUGUAGGGAUGUGGGUGUUUAUAUUGAUGAUGCUGGUGUUAGGCGUCUGGCUCUGAGUGAUGUGCCCUUCAAGAUUAUGUUUAAGAGGGCCUGAAAAUUGAAAUCCUACCUAUUAUAUAAUAUUGAUCUUAAACUUUGUUUCAUCCUUGACAAUAAGAUUUCAAAACAAUGUAAAUCUUGGAAAAAAAUUGUAAUAACAUCUCAACCUUUGCUUCUGCUGGGAGCUUGUAACAUCGGCAGUAAAUUUAACAUUUUGAUCGUUUCCAAUGCUGCUCAAUUCAUUUUGAUUGAUAUA
Messenger RNA from Durio zibethinus, 890 nucleotides. Its product is annotated as kunitz trypsin inhibitor 5-like. Gene Ontology annotation, molecular function: endopeptidase inhibitor activity. Lineage: Eukaryota; Viridiplantae; Streptophyta; Magnoliopsida; Malvales; Malvaceae. The record is from RefSeq and is a predicted model, not a curated record.